CUUGUCCCGAGCAGACAGCAGGGCAGGCUCGCGGGCGCUGCACGAACCGAGGGGCGGAUAUCGCGCGAGCGGCUGUGUUUUUCUAUCCGAAACCGAGGAAACGGUACCGUCGACUCGAGGCGCUUUUUUUUUUUUUUUUUUGUCACCUUGAACAUUCGGGAAGCGCAGCGCGGUGUGCGGUUUUGGAGAAACAAAAGCGGAAAAAGCAAGCCGGGGAGAGGAAGGUGUUUGUGUUUGUCCGGGACUCGAGGCUGCGCGGCAUGAACGCCCGCCCGCUCACCGGCCCUGUUUGGGUGAGACAGGAGCGCUCGCUUUAACCGCGACAUGCACCGAUAAACAAAGAGGCGGCUGCUGUGCUGUCCGUUAACUCUGCCGCAGACUGAACUCUCUGUAAAGAAGGAUUAAAGCGGCGCUGCCGUGCAACAACGUUACAAAUAGAAACAAUAAGCCCGCAUUGAUGAUGCCUUCGCUCGCCGUCCGGAUCCUGCUUCUCGGCUUGUGCGUGCGCGGCGCCGCGGCUCAGACAGCGUCCGCACGAGCCGUGUGCGCGCCCGCGUGCCGCUGCGACGGAGACGGAGGCGCUGAGUGCUCCGGGAGGGGGCUGAGCUCGGUACCGAGCGGCCUCAGCGCAUUCACCUACUACCUUGACCUCAGCAUGAACAACAUCACAGAGCUGCCUGCGAAUGUCUUCAAGAACCUGUCGUACCUCGAGGAACUGAGACUGGCGGGUAAUGAUCUUACUUUCAUCCAUGCUGAAGCUCUGUCUGGUCUCCACCAGCUCAAAGUACUCAUGCUACAAAAUAACCAGCUAAAGACGGUUCCCAGUGCUGCUCUCAAGAACCUCCACGCUCUGCAGUCUCUGCGCUUGGAUGCAAACCACAUCACAGUGGUGCCUGAGGACAGUUUCCAGGGCUUGCAGCAGCUCAGACACCUGUGGCUGGAUGAUAACAGUCUGACCGAGGUUCCAGUUGUGCCUCUGCAGCAUCAGGGGAACCUGCAGGCACUCACGCUGGCACUCAACCGCAUCGGCAACAUCCCAGACAACGCCUUCGCCAACCUCUCCAGCCUGGUGGUGCUGCAUCUGCACAAUAACAGGAUUGAGAAGAUCGGGAAGAACUGUUUCAGUGGCCUGGACAAUUUAGAAACAUUAGAUCUGAACUACAACAACCUGAAAAGCUUCCCCGAAGCCAUCCAGACUCUCCCCAAGCUGAAAGAGCUUGGCUUUCACAGUAAUAACAUCGCCGUCAUACCUGAAGGAGCUUUUCAGAAGAAUCCUUUGCUGCGCACCAUUCAUCUCUAUGACAACCCUCUCUCCUUCGUGGGAAGGUCGGCUUUCCAGAACCUAUCAGACCUGCAAUCUCUGAUGCUGCGUGGUGCCAGUAUGAUGCAGGACUUCCCCAGUCUGACUGGAACUAGGAAUCUCGAGAGCCUCACCCUGACAGGCACUAAGAUCAGAGCUGUACCUGCAGAUCUGUGUGAGAACCUCUCAGUUCUCCGGACAUUAGAUCUUUCCUACAAUGAGAUUGAAGAGCUGCCAUCCUUUCAGGGCUGUGUGAGUCUUCAGGACAUAACCCUACAGCAGAACCACAUCCAGCAGAUCGAGCGAGACACUUUCCACGGCCUGACGAACCUCCGAGUUCUAGACCUGAGCAGAAACGAGCUGAAGUUCAUCCACCCAGAUGCCUUCCUGUCUCUCAGCACGCUGAACAGCCUGGAUCUGAGCGUGAAUCGUUUAGCCAGUGUACCUACAGCCGGACUAAACGCCCUGAACCAGCUCAAGCUGACAGGCAACGUGAACAUGAGGAGCAUCCUGAGCGCCGCCGGCCUUCCCAAGCUCAGGUCUAUAUCAGUGCCGUAUGCAUAUCAGUGCUGCGCUUUCAUUGCCUGUGAUGGAACACUGAGCUCCCUAGAAAGAGAGGACAGGAAGAAAGGCAUCGGUGUGGAUGAGGAUAUGGAGAGGCCCCCCUUGCUCAUGCAUUGCUCUCCUUCUCCAGGAGCAUUUAAACCGUGCGCCCACCUGCUUGGCAGCUGGAUGAUUCGACUGACCAUAUGGUUCAUCUGCCUGGUGGCUCUCCUGUUUAACUGCCUCGUCCUGGCCGCCACUCUUUUUCCACGCAGCUGCCCGCUCUCACCCACCCGCCUGCUCGUGGCCGUCCUGGCUUCCUCCAACCUGCUGACGGGAUUCUAUGUGACUGCACUGGUCGUCUUGGAUGCCGCCACGUGGGGCUCGUUCGCAUCCUAUGGCGUGUGGUGGGAGACGAGUGCCGGGUGCCAGGCGCUCAGCGUGCUGGCCAUGUUCUCGUCCGAAUGGGCUGUACUGGUGUUGCCUCUGGCCGCUGUGGAGCGCAGCUUGGCUGUCCGGGCGCUGAUGGGUAAAGCGGGAGCACUGAGGAGCUGUGACCGGAGGGGCCAGAGAAGGAAGUUUGGACUGGCUGCAGGACUUCUGGGUGUAUUGGCAGCUGGGGUGGCAUUUUUAAGCCUUUAUCAAGGAGCAGUAGAAGAUUCUCCGCUGUGCCUGCCCUUCUCUGGAGGAUUGGCGCCUGGGUUGGGUGUAACGGUGGCGCUGGUGCUACUGAACACCCUCGCAUACCUGCUAAGCGCCGUGAUAUACACGAGGCUCUACUGUGGUCUGGGCCGGGCACAGCUUGCUGAUCCGGAGCAGGCAGGUUCCGUACGGCACGUCGCGUGGCUUAUUUUUACCAACUGCAUCUUCUUCUGCCCUGUGGCAGCCUUCUCCUUCGCCCCACUGCUGACAGGAACGGGGACUGCAGCUGGAAGCCCGGACAUGGCAAAAUCGGUUACGCUGAUCUUCUUUCCUCUGUCUGCUUGCCUAAACCCUGUUCUGUACGUCUGCUUCAGCCCUGCCUUCCGGCACGACUGGCUCCGCCUAAGAGGCCGGAUCAGACUCGGGAGAGGCGUGAAAACCAUCGGGACCGGUUCAGCAGGCAUCACCGGGACAGGUGAAGGCAGAGUCUCGAGUGAACUGGGCUACGAAUGUGGCAUGUGCGAACGCUGCGAGGCAGCUCUUCUCGCCACGGCAUCUUCAUCAUCCGCCUCCUCAUCUUCCUCUUCCUCCUGCACAUGCAGACAUUUAGUGAAGUGGCACAGUUGCCCGGCGCUGACAGCGGGCGAGGUUCCGUGCUCGCGUUCCAAGGGCGACUGGGCCGACUGCGGCACUCUGUCAGCGCACUCGGAAUACGCAGACGAGGGAGACUCGUUCGUAUCAGACAGCUCGGAGCAGGCACAAGCGUGCGGACGCGCGUGUUUCUGCCAAAGUCGCGGCUUACCUUUAGUGCAUUACUCUUACAACGUGCCCAGCAUUAAAGACUGAGAAUGAGUCACUGCACACACACACACACACACACUCUCGCACAUUCACACCUUCACUCAUUCACUACAGAGUGUCUGCUCGCAUGGCACACACACACACACACACACACACACACACACACACACACACACACACAAGCACAUUAUGCAGGGAACAGUGGGUGAUUUGAGACACGCCCUGGAGCCAGAGACGUUCGACUGGUCAGGAAGCACUUUUUUCAGACGCAUCAGUGUGUGUUUUUGUAUAUGUGUGUGCGUGUGUGUGUGUGCUGAUGCCUUGUCAGUAAAUAUAAAGGGAAACUGACAAUAUGGAAAAGACUCACUGAGCCAAAUGUCAGCAGGACUUGAUUUGCUUUCUGCUUUGCGAUUCGUGUCUGCAGCGAGCUAACUGACUUCCUUAAUCCUGAAAGAACACGACGCCGAGUGCUACUGCCCGCCUCUCACUCUCCAACACAACACAACUUCAGAUUGCAAAGAUUUCGGUUAAGCAGGGAUAAACGUCCCUAAGCCGAGUCUUGAUUUUAUUCUUCACUGCCGGCAUUCCUUGUUGUAUCGACCUCGGUCUGUGACAGAAGCGUACGACGGAUCUUUCCCCGUGUAGCUGCGUUCACGUACGUGUUGGUCAAGGAGACACAACACAGUAACACAACACAGAAACUUUUAAAGAGCGAGUCUAUUUUUACUGCCUCUUUUCUUAGAAAUUCUGCUAAUAUUUAGCAUUGGCAUUACCAGCACCUAUUCCCUCACACUGUUCAGUCCAUCUUGCGCGUCGACAGCUGUGCAGAAGCCUUCGGGGUGAAAUAGUGGCUUGAAGGCAAAAAAGAUUGGAGGUGAAAUCCAGCCUUCUCGGAUUCGGCGCUCUCUCGGCUGUAACGGUCGUCGUUUUGACAUUAGCAAUGACUUUAUCUUACACAGUGCCCUAAUUUAUAAACAGAAAUAAAUAUGUAUGUAAAAUUGUUUCAAUUACAGAGUGAUAUAAAUAAUUCAGUGGUUAUGGUACUGUAUAUGAAACAUGUUCGGACCUUCGUAUUAUAAGUUCCUGUGCGUCAUUUAGACGCAAACUCAGGCCCUGAUUUAAUGAAAGGUGAAACAUAGAUGACCUGGAAUUCUACAUUAUGUCUGCUGAAUCUGGAAUAUAAACUCAAAAUUGUACUUUAUGUCACAAAUUUGAGACACUUUCUUACUACGAGUGACGUGAGGAAUAAAACACGACAGCGUGCGCUGUUAUCGGAAAAUAAUCAACGACAGAAUGGCGGACAUUGACAUAACGUCUUGUUUUCUUCUUAUCCAACAGCAGAAUUAUUAUGACACGUCAUAAUUUUAAACUAUUUAUAGUUACAUUUAAUGUUGUGGAACAUCCACGAGACAAGUUAUUACCUGUUAUGACUCACAUUAUAGCAGCUAUAAACAGUUGUCCCUUCACCAGCGUCUCUUUUAUCUCUCUGUUGAAGUUAAUAAGAUGAGAAGACACGGCUUAUGUUGCAUAGAAACAGCCCUGACACCGAAGACUCCUUCCAUAAGCAUUAAAUAAGCAUCUGUGUCCACAAAGUUGCACUACAGGUAUGAUAUACAGUACUAGUGAAAAGUUUGUACACCCCGACUCAUUCAUCGGCUUUUCCGUAUUUUGUAUUUUCUCUGUUGUAGAACAAUACUGAAGACAUCAAAAGUAUGAAAUAACAUCUGGAACAGAUAUGGAAUUAUGUGGUAAACAACAAAAAAGGGUUAAUAAACAAAACGUUUCAUAUUUUAGAUUCUUCAGCGUAGCCAACGUUUACCUUGAUGACGCUUUUGUACACUAUUGGCAUUAUCUUAACCAGCUUCGUGAGGCAGUCACCUGGAAUGCUUUUCAAUUAACAGCUGUGCCUCGUCAAAAGUUAAUUAGUGGAUUAAUUUUGUGCCUUCUUAAUGCGUUUGAGAUCAAACAGUCAAUAAUAAAAAUACAGUAAAUAGCCCCAUUCCAUCCACAACCGUAGUAAUCCAUAUAAUUACAUUACAUUUAGCAGACGCUCUUCUCCAGAGCGACGUACAACAUACCAGAGCAGCCUGGGGAGCAGUAGGGGGUUAGGUGCCUUGCUGAAGGGCACUUCAGACGUUCCUGCUGGUCCAGGGAAUUGAACUGGCAACCUUUUGGUCCCAAAGCUGCUUCUCUAAUCAUUAAGCCAUGGCUUCCUCCAAUAAUAUCAAGAAGCGCUCAACUAAGUAAAGAGAAACGACGUCCAUCAUUACUUUAAGACAUGAAGAAGUGUCUUUUAAUUAAUAAAAAUAAAGAAAAAACACUGAAUUAGAAGGUGUGUCCAAACUUUUGACUGGUACUGUAUAUGUCUGACGUAGAAACAGAGUUCCAAAGCGAGCAGGUUCUUCUAAAACAUAUCAACAUUUUAUAAAUUGUCAAUGUUGAUCACAAAUACAUCCUUUGAUUUUUUUUUUUUUUUUAUUAUUGCUAAUAUGUAAGAGAUAAUGUUUAUUAUAAUUGUAUAAUCGAGAAUGGAAUGACCAGGUCACUGUACAUUAUUAUCCGAAGUCUUGACUCUCCCUGAAGGGGUAUAUUUCACGAUAACGACCGGAUCGCUGUACAUUAUUCUGCUUAUUACACGGCUGCUUACCAAAGAAAUCAAUAAUGCGACACAAAAUAAUGAUUUAAAAUUAUUUUACUGAUUUAUAAUUUUAUUUUUUUAUUGCUCCCGGUAAUGACAUGGUCCAGAGCAAUGGCCUGUUAAACAGACUGUACAAUACUGCAGUUGAACAAUCAGAGUCAAGUAUUCAACAAAGCCAUGUAAUAAAUUCUUUUAUUCUAUCCACAUUCACUGGAUAUGAGCAAUCGCGCGCUCUGAUUGGCUACUCGACUUCUAGGAUAUCAGCUCAUAUACCGUAAGUAGAGAAAAACAAAAUGGGUGAGCGUGUCGCUGAACCAACCGAGGAUGAAAUAAAACCUACUUGAAAACCAAACCCCCCAAAAAUACGCAAAAAUAAGCAACAAAUUAUGGAAUGAAAGUAUUUGAUGGUCAGAACGUAUCUUUUUUUUUUUUCAAGAAUUAUUAUUAUUAUUAUUAUUAUUAUCGCAUUUUUCACAAAUUGCUCCUGUCAUUUCGCUGGUUUGUUUACAUCCUAAGUGGAAACGAUUUUGUCGGACGUUUUGUAUAAAGUUUUUAUUUGUCGAAUUUGCAAAAAAUAAAAAUAAAAAGGCUCCGUUUCUCUAAACCCAGCGAGCGUGGACAUAAUAAAACCGUUAUUCCGCUCAAUCUCGUCGUACAUGGCUUAUAGCGCUAUCAGCUCAUGUACGACUCGGUUUCGUGGAAUAACUGUUAAAUAUUAUUCUUUUUCACGCCCUGACAUCUUUUAUAAACUGUUUUAUCUCCAGCGUUGACGUUUUCAUAUUGUAUUUUGCCCAAUAAUACAAUCUGAAGUUUCAGUGUCACAGUCACGCCAAAAUCUCCACUUGUUUUACACGUAAUAUAAUUUACAGUCAUUAUUUGUAAAUCGCCCCAAAACACCCCCUAACUAAAGAGCAGUUUAUGUAUUUAUUCUAUUUGAGAUCUUUGUAAAUCAGGGGCUUAUAACACUAAGGUCACCAUGGACUUGCUGCUUCGGAGCAUGAGCAGGCUUGAUGAAUAUCAAACGACAUGGCAUUUCAUUUCCUUAUCUCAUUCUAUCCCCAAAGAAUACGAUUAGAUUAUUUUUUAUAUUUGCGUAAUUCCUAUAAGCUUAUAAACGACAUAUUUACUUCCGCCACGAACAGGUCCAAAGAGCAAACGUGUACCGAGUAUAUCGAGUUUAUUCAUGUGUUUUCACCCUGAUCUUGAACUUUUAAGCUGUUAUCAUGAAUCGUUGUCUUAAGCUUGUUUAACAUCAGCGAGAAUUCACACCCAGGGAUUUUCACUGAAGAGAAACCUUUCCAUUUCGUGUCACUUUGCUGUCCUGCAGAAGGACUUAAAGCACAUUUGCAUUCAAGCUGAAUUUAAUUUAUAUCCAAUAAGCUUCCACCAGCCGAUGUUUAAGGCAAUCUUUUCAAUGAGGUAGCAAUUAAUGUCACUAACAAAUUCCAGAUGUGUGAGUGUGUCUGUUGUGAUUCUACCUUUACGUUCGUCUGUGAGUGUUGUAAAUUAUUUGUAUAAUCGAGAAUGGGAUGCAUCGUCUAACCAUGGAAGCUACCUCUUUAACCGUAGCGGCUGCCGGUAGUGUGCAGCGUGUAUGAGAGAGUGGUUGCUCUUGUGUUUUACGUUUUGAUGUUUUAUGUCGACUGUAUGAUUACCCGCAUUGUAAAUACAUCUAAUUUGUACUGUCACUGAAUGAAAGUCACAUUUUCGAUGAUACCGAUUGUGGGAGGAAAUUGUGUACGGUAUAUAGUAAAUUUUGUAAAGCAAACCAU
Messenger RNA from Neoarius graeffei (lesser salmon catfish), 7696 nucleotides. It is a transcript of the gene lgr4, whose product is annotated as leucine-rich repeat containing G protein-coupled receptor 4. NCBI's taxonomy places the organism in Eukaryota, Metazoa, Chordata, Actinopteri, Siluriformes, Ariidae. The coding region runs from base 458 to 3331 and encodes 957 amino acids. Gene Ontology annotation, biological process: G protein-coupled receptor signaling pathway. Gene Ontology annotation, cellular component: membrane. The record is from RefSeq and is a predicted model, not a curated record. The transcript is spliced from 18 exons. Gene Ontology annotation, molecular function: G protein-coupled receptor activity; protein binding; protein-hormone receptor activity.